AUGUACGGCCAGGUUCUCGCCGGACUACUGCUCGCGUCUGCUUCAGUGCAGGCCGCUCAGAAGCCAAUGCAGCUUGCGUUGAACUACAGCGGCGAUGCCUUCUUUGACCUCUGGAACUACAAAGUCGGUGACGACUUUCUUAACUGGUGGGGAGAUCCGUCAAACAAUGGAAUCGUGAAUUUUACGGACCAGGCCUUUGCACGACAACAGAAUCUCCUAUUCGUCAAUUCAGUUGGCAACGUUAUUGUAAAGACGGACAACUUCACAGACGGUACUGGGAACGCUUCGUUCGUGAGGAACAGUCUACAAUUGUUGAGCAAAGACCCCAUCACCCCUGGGACGUUGAUGAUCAUGGACGCGGUACACAUGCCAUUUGGGUGCGCAGUGUGGCCAGCGUUCUGGAUGAACGGCGGUGCAAACUGGCCCUCAUUAGGUGAGAUCGACAUUGUCGAGAACAUCAACCUCGCCACGACCAACGCAUACAACCUCCACACCGCGAACGGAUGCAAGGCGUCGACAGACGUGGCCAUCACCGGCGACCUCAUCUCUACAGACUGUUUCAAUGUCACGAACCACGAUCAGGGCUGCAAGGUGCAGGACACAACGCUCUCGUACGGUGCGGGCUUUGCGGGGAACGGCGGUGGCGCGUUUGCGUUCCUGUGGGACGAUGAGGGCAUGCGGAUAUGGUUCUUCCCCCGCCCUACCAUUCCUGCCGAUUUGUCCACGGCGAGUCCGAAUCCUGACGGGUGGGGGACGCCCACUGCGUUCUAUCCCAGCUCGACAUGCGAUACGACCAAGUUCUUUGGGCCACAGACAUUGAUCCUCGAGAUAAAUGUAUGCGGAAACUUUGCUGUGGAAAAGUUCAACCAGACUUGCUCGGCCGUCGCCGCCCAGUGUACCGACGUUGUACCCAACCCCUCUGCAUUCGAUGACGCGUAUUUCGAGAUCAGAUACAUUACAGUGUUUUCAAAUUCGACUGUGCCGAAAACGAACCUUACAGCGUCUGGGACAAGCGGAAGCAGUACAGGCACCCAAUCUCCCGGCGCUCAAGCAAGCACAAAAUCCAGCGGUGUUUCGCUGAAUAUACCCACGUCAUUCUCUGUUCUGUGUGGAAUUGCUUUCCUAUCACUCUUUUUCAUGUAA
This is a messenger RNA of Psilocybe cubensis, 1143 nucleotides long. RefSeq lists its product as uncharacterized. The record is from RefSeq and is a predicted model, not a curated record. Gene Ontology annotation, biological process: glucan catabolic process. NCBI's taxonomy places the organism in Eukaryota, Fungi, Basidiomycota, Agaricomycetes, Agaricales, Agrocybaceae. Gene Ontology annotation, molecular function: hydrolase activity, hydrolyzing O-glycosyl compounds. Bases 1 to 1143 code for a protein of 380 amino acids. The transcript has 6 exons.